UCUGCGCAUCCUGAUCAGCCACAAGCACAACGAAAACCUGAUCGCGAUUCUGAGAUUCCAAUUCAACCCAGUCAAACCUCUCAUUCCUCUGACACUUCUUGUUGUUGUGGUGAUGUUCAUGAAACUCGGAAGACGCCGUCCUCGUCUCCCGAACGAAAUCAAGAAAAACCCAUCAGAAGGCGUCGACGUCCCGUUGACGCUAAGGCCCGAAAAGCUGCCCUUGAUCAUUGUGUGGCAUUGACGCGGAAACGUGACUUUGCCAAUUACCUUGGUACACUGCUGAUGCCGGCCGAAGUACAGCCAGCCGUAUUUGCGGACUGCUAUGAAGUGGAAUUGUGA
This is a messenger RNA of Anisakis simplex (herring worm), 339 nucleotides long. The record is from the annotation of a GenBank genome assembly. NCBI's taxonomy places the organism in Eukaryota, Metazoa, Nematoda, Chromadorea, Rhabditida, Anisakidae.